GAAAGAGGGAGGGAAAAGCCUGGGAGACGGAGAGGAGUUGAGAGACACAACGGAGGUGGCCAGCAAUUUCAGUUCGUGUUGCAAACGGCGAAUAAAGUAGUUUACGCAAACUAAGAGUCAGACCUUAACAAAAUUUACAGUCAGAACCGAGACAUGGAAAAGAUGUUCAGCGUUGGACUCACCUCGCUGUUGUUACUUUGGUGUUUACAAGGAUGUUGGUGCAAAGACCCGGCGCCCGUGUCUGUGAAAGUGCCCCGCACCGUGGAGGUCAUAAAGGGGGACACCGCCAUCCUGCCGUGUUCCGUCACCGUCCGAAACCCCUCCAGUUCCAACAUUCUGGAGUGGUUCAUUGAGGAAGGCAGCAAGAGGCACCGGGUGGCCUUCAGGCCCCAGUUGGGCGGGGAGGGGCAGAGCGACCAGGGGACACGCCUCUCCGGGCGGGUGACGAUAUGGAGCAACUUCUCCCUCUCCAUCUCGCCGGUCCACGUGGAGGAUGAGAAGAACUUCACCUGCCAGAUGACGGCCGGGCCCGAUGGGGUCGCGGAGGGCACCACGGAGCUCAGGGUAUUCGUUGAACCGGAGAAACCAGAGGUGACCGUUACCAGUCAGGUCAUUUCUGUCACAGACUCCAGCGUCUCUGAGGUGGGCCACUGUGUCAGCAGGAAUGGUCACCCAAAACCUCGCAUUAUCUGGUACCAGGACUCCCAACCCCUUCCAGAGGUCAAAGACUCCAACCAGAUGAUGUACAUGGUCCCCAGUCUGGCGAGGGAGGCCUCGGGCCUCUACACGGCCUCCAGCACCCUGUACCUGAAGCCAAAGAAGGAGGACAGGGAGUCCAUCUUCCACUGCAAGGUGGAGUACAACAUGACCUCCGGGCAAAUCAUGAGCAAGGACUCGGCACCCUUCAACCUCACUCUGCACUAUCCUGCGGAGCAUGUGACAUUCGGCAUCAAGUCCCCCGGCCCAAUCAAAGAGGGCGAUACUGUGGAGCUGAGGUGUGAGACCGACGGCUACCCGCAACCCGAGUUUGAUUUCGUGUUCAUUAAGGAGGGGAAAGAGGUGACUAAGCAGGGCCAUGCGGGAAUCCUGACCCUCAGCCCUGUGAAACGGACGGAUGCCGGGGUCUACCGCUGCGAGGCCCUGGACUUCGAUGCGGCGGAGGUCGACCUCACCAAGAACCUGACCCUCUCCAUCCACCACAUGGACCCAGUGAUGAUCACUCCUGCUGGUCCCGUGACUGUGGACGUGGGCAAAGACGUGGAGCUGUUCUGUAAGACCAAGGCCUCAGCUGAGCACGCCCUGCAGUGGAGGAAGGGUUCUGAGGUGGUGUCUGAGACUGAAUCGCUGUCACUCAAGUCAGUGUCCUACUCAGACGCAGGGGAGUAUAUUUGUGUGGGUUCUGUGCCCUCUGUCCCGGGACUCCACAAGCACGCCAACGUAACACUCACUGUCUCAGGGUCGCCAAAGAUCAAGGAGCCCUCAGGAGCUACUGAAGUCCAGAAAGAGGGUGACCAGGUGACCCUCACUUGCUCAGCCCGGGGUCACCCCGCCCCACAGUUUACCUGGACACCCUCAGGAAAAGAGUCAGUGGAAGUACAGGGGAACAAGGUGAUCAGCACUGUCACUCUGGAGGCAACGGCCGCUGUCCUGGAGAAAGGGGUGACCUGCCAGGUCUCCAACACGUUUGGGACAGACACCAUGGCGUUCAAAGUCGCGAUUAAACAAGAUGCUCCCACAGAUUCAGCUGAUUCCAACAGUGCUGACAGAGGAAAUCCUGUACUUAAAACAGCGGACAGGCAGCAGGGCGGCUCCAGCGGAGUAGUGAUCGCGGUAGUGGUGUGUGUGCUCUUGCUCCUCCUGCUGGUCGCUAUACUGUACUUCCUGCAGAAGAACAGGAAGUUGCCCUGCGGGAAACAGGACAAGAAGGACGUCGCGGGUGGGGAGGUGAACAAUGACAUCGUCGUGGAGAUGAAGUCAGAUAAGGCUAACGAGGAGGCGGGGCUACUAAACAAGCGGCCAGCAACAGAGCAGUGAAAAGAAGAAAUGAAAGGAUGGAUGGCGUGAUGGGAGACGAGUGUGAUCAAACGACAGCAGUACUACUUUCUUUUGACUGAGAAACAAAUCUGAAAGAGCAGAGGGGGAGGAGUGGGAUGUGAGCUGUAGUGUGGGGUAACAAUUGGGGGGGGGCGGGGGUCAGUUCGGCCCAUUUUAGCAAUUUAAUAUAUUUUUGGAAAUUAUGAUUUAAUAAAAAAAACCCUAACCAUGUUCUGCAAUCACAGAUUCGGUUGAUUACAGUACAGAGUAGUGCAGUACAGUACAAUGGGGCUAAACGCAGUCUAUCACACUGACACUUUUCCUGUCUACCCCAUUCUGCCUAAACAUAAUAUGCCAUUAUGUCAGAGUAUUGCUCUGGAAUGUGUCUGCAUCCAUAUUGUAAUGUACUGCACUGGUCUGCACUAUAACGUCUUUCACUGUACUGUGCAAUACUGUCUGCAUUUUUACUAUCCUGUGCUGCAUUUGCACUUAGUCCAUUUGCUUGCCCUGCAUUAGGGUGCAGUAAACCAUCGCAUGCUACAUCCUGCAAACAACCAUAUUGCCAUAACCACUUGUAUCAUAGCAACAUUGUGGCAUUCUGUUCAGCACCACGGUACCGUGACAACAGUUCUGCCUCAGAAGGGACCAUGCUCUUACCGUGGCUGUAGAAAACAUGAAUUUCUUAUGGACCUAUCUUUAAAAACCAUGCGAGCCUGUUGGUAACUCUCUGCUUACGCCCAGUUAUGCCAUGUGUUGAUAUUCACCACUAUCACCACCGCAGACGUCACUUAUAAUGUCAUUCCCAAGUUUGUAACCGAUUCGAUCUCUUCAGCUUUUCCAGUAUGUAAUUAUACUACUUGAAAAGUUACUUGAAGUCACACGACCUUUUUUGUAAGCUGAAACCAAAAGGCUCUGAGUUGCAUUAGGUGGG
This is a messenger RNA of Megalops cyprinoides (Indo-Pacific tarpon), 2965 nucleotides long. RefSeq names its product basal cell adhesion molecule (Lutheran blood group) (gene bcam). The transcript is spliced from 17 exons. The coding region runs from base 154 to 2034 and encodes 626 amino acids. NCBI's taxonomy places the organism in Eukaryota, Metazoa, Chordata, Actinopteri, Elopiformes, Megalopidae. Gene Ontology annotation, cellular component: plasma membrane. The record is from RefSeq and is a predicted model, not a curated record.